Messenger RNA from Protopolystoma xenopodis, 858 nucleotides. The record is from the annotation of a GenBank genome assembly. NCBI's taxonomy places the organism in Eukaryota, Metazoa, Platyhelminthes, Monogenea, Polystomatidea, Polystomatidae.
AUGUUAUCAGGUCUAUCUCUGGAAAUUGAUAACGAUUUCGCAUCUGCGGUUAACAGGCAAGCUAAAACGCGAAGUAUCCAGCAGUUAUUUGAGGGAAAGCGAUUCUUCCUAAGUCGAGAGGUCCCAAGAGAGGUUAUAACUCUUAUAUUACGUGCUUGUGGGGGACAAGUGUCAUGGGAAGCUUAUUUGUGCCCAGGAGCUACAUUUUCUGAAGAGGACAUCUCCGUAGACUACCAUAUACUGGAUAGGCCAUUGUCAAAGAUGAAGCCUUCCAGGUUUUACGUGCAACCCCAAUGGGUUUUUGAUAGUCUCAAUUCUGGUAGGCUUCUUCCAGGCCAGGAUUAUCUACCUGGAGUCGAACUUCCUGCUCAUUUAAGUCCGUUUUCUAUUGCUUUGCAAAACGAGACUUCGAUCCGUCCUCAUAUUUCAGGUGGACUUACAAGUAUUGUACCAGGUAUGGGGGUGGGUGCUCAGCUAUACAAGCCUCCGGAAGUGGAUUAUCUCGCGGGCCUAGUUAGUCUGGCUGAGACACGCGGUAGUGCCGUUGCUUGCUCAACAGAGAGCCGUUUGUUCGAAAAUAUCGAGGACAGCUACGCUAAAAAUGGACAAAACUGCGCAACACAAGACAUCAAAAAAGCCAAAAAGCGAAUUUCGUCAAAGAGCAAGAUUGCAGUUCUACCUGGUCAUGUACAGCACCAAAACUCCGAGGACACAAGCAAAAAUGAGAACGCUGAGCUUAAACUUCGCGAGAUGAUGCUUCCCAAGCGCCAUAGAAAAGUUUAUUACAAAAUGAAGCAUUCUAUAAAGCGCAGAGACAAAGAAGUCCAAAAUCUCUCCGCGAGGAGAAAGCAAUUUGAA